UGUUUGAUCAGUUUGUGAGAAUAUGUUCUGCAGUGUGGAUCAUUUAUUAUUGUCAUGCAAAUUGAUACCCAGAUUUCUACCUUUCUGAUUACAGGUUUUGAUUGACCUUGGAUUUACAAGUGAGGAUUGGAAAGUUGACUUUCUCCUUGGAUAUGGACAAUGCAAACUUGACUUUAUGAACUAAAUGAUUUAAAUCUCUUACCAGAACGCACAAUAGGCAUGCUGCAUCACAUUACCUUAGAUUCCCACUAGUAACUAGACUUGUUCUGCCUUGAAAACUGACAAUCUCCUUGCCUUUCAAUGAAGUCCUGUUUAGUGCUAACUUUGCUUUUUAUUUGCUGCACUCUUGUUGUUUGCACACUAGAUAAUGGGGCAAAUGACAGUUUCAUCAUUACAGAAAGGAUCAGUUCUGUACCUCGUUUUCAUACAAACUCAGCAGCACACCAUGACCUAAUAGUGAAGGAAGGAACCAGUGUGUUAAUAGAAUGCAGUGUAAAUGGCAGCCAGUUCCACGAUAUUCUGUGGUACAACUCGAAAGGAAAUCUACUCAAGGAAAGCAGAGAUGGAGGUGGAAAAUGGCUGAUUUUGGACAGUGGAGAGCUGAACAUCACCAGUAUUACCUUUGCCGAUCGAGGUCGGUACACAUGUGUGGCCACGAACACUCACGGCACUUUGAACUACACCAUCACCUUACGUGUUGUCUUCACCACAGGAGACAUGGGUAUUUAUUACAUGAUCAUUUGCCUCAUUGCAUUUACUAUCGUUAUGAUUUUGAACAUCACCCGCCUCUGUAUGAUGAGCAGCCACCUCAGGAAAACCGAAAAAGCCAUCAACGAGUUCUUCAGGAUGGAAGGAGCAGAGAAGUUACAGAAAGCGUUUGAAAUUGCGAAACGCAUUCCCAUCAUCACGUCUGCAAAGACGCUCGAGUUGGCCAAAGUCACUCAGUUUAAGACGAUGGAGUUCGCCAGAUACAUCGAAGAACUUGCUCGCAGCAUUCCCUUGCCGCCGCUUAUCCUGAACUGCAGAGCCUUCGUGGAGGAGAUCAUCGAAGCUGUCCGGAUGGAGGAAGCCGAACAGGCCAUGGCCGAAGAAAACAAACGAGGACAAGCGAUCGGCGGUAACGAUGAGGUUUACACUAUUGAAUCUGAAAUGCAACGCAGCAGUUCACCAGCGGGAGAGUCCGAUGACUCCUUCAUGCACGAGGAUUGCCAGGAAAUUGCCGUUCAGGUGUCUGUACAUUCUCAGUCAGAAAAAAUGAGCAUUGAUACCCUGUCCCACGAAAGCAGCCAAUUUGAACACGGUGAUGAUAAUUUGCCCAAGAUGCACACAGCAAAUAAAAUGGAGAGUGUAGUGUAUGAAAGUCAUAUCUAGUCUGUACAGAAAAUGUAUGUGGCUUAUAAUUGUCUGUGGAACUAGUCCACUGCAAACUUAUAAUUUUUUUAAAAAAAGUGGGCCAUAGGCAAAUAUUCAAGCCGUAUCAAAUAGUCGUGUAUAAUUGUCAUUUGUGCCAAUUUUGAUAGGAGUGUUUUUAAGUUUGUGGUUACUUGAACCCUGUCACUUAAAGUCAAUUGUUCGGGCCAAUUACUCAAGUGUCAGUAUAUCUUGCUUAAUGGAAGCAACGUUGGUCAAACUAAAUAAACCAAGGAAGUGAAAGAAACGUAAUGAUUCCCAAAAUGAACUUUUUAAUGCCACUUUUUAGGAGUUUAAAUUUAUGAGAGUCUUCUUGGAGCAUACCUUUGUUUCAUUGCCUUGUUUUUCCAAUACAAGUGUUGGGUUCCACUGCUCAUUACAAUGGAAAUCAGAAACAAGGUAGCACAUAGUACUAGCUCUUUAAAAAACAAAAUCAAUAACUUUGCCAAGGGAAUUGAUCACAGAAAAUCCACCAUUGUUCGUGCUUUUGAUCUCUCUCUAAUAAUCCUUUCUUCCCCCCCCCCCCCCCCCAAUUGUGUAGCUGUUUUUGAAAUAGGGUUGAGUUUAGGAGGGAUUCUUCAAGCAUGAGGUGUUGGACGGAAGCAAAUCCUGGGGGAAUUUAAUCCAGCACAAGUCAACACUUCAGGAGAGAGAGAGGUGGUAGGAAGGUAGAGGUGAUGGACCAAAAUAAGUCCUAUUUUUGUCUGUGGCCCAUCACUAAUUCUGAAAAGAAAGGAUCACAUAGUUUUCUGUUAGUCCUAUUGUCACAAUCCUUAUUAUUCCAUAUUGAUGCAAGCAAGGAGAAAAUGGCAAAUAAAAUAUUGUUCACCAAAUUCUUCCUAUUACACUGCACCCAAUAGAAGACCUCUAUUAUAGCAUUACUAUAUAUUCACGACCAAUUUUAAAAUGUCUCUCAAGCAGUGAAAAUGUUAGUUGAUUAAUUUAACAGAAUUUAUACAACUGUUUUUAUACAUUGGAUUUUCUCUUGUAUCUAUUUCAAACCCUGCAAGUUUUUGUACAAAACCACUUAAUACCGAACUGCCGAAAUUAUGAUCCAGCGAUAUGUCCCAUGUAUAUUUUAAACUAAUUUUAUUGAUAAUGGGCCACCAGGUAACCUCUUGCAGUGAAGCUUCCUUCACCUGCUGUGCUGCACUAAGCCAUACUGAAGGUUGUACGUUCAAACCCUGGCCAGCACCAAGUUAGCUUAUCUCAGCCACAUCAACAAGGAUGAACACUGCACUACAGUUGGCUUAUUUGCCUCUUGGUGCUCGGGAGGUUCAGUAAUUGUGCUCCCAAUUAUCCACUGACUGAAGGUGUUUUUGUCUGAAUGUUGCCGAAGAUCAGACUUUGGCUGUGGCAAGCCAACUCCGCCCACCCCCAGUCAUAGCCUCAACACACGUGCAAUGAAUUCUCAUUUCGGCGAGACAGUAAGCACAAUUAGUAGCAGUGGAUCUGUAUCCCAGCCAAGAGUUGGUGACUUCAGGAGAGGGAUUUGGAGAAAAAAAAGAAAAUUAACAAUUUGUUUUAACCAAGUGACCUGUAGCAAUAUGGUAAAAAUGUAAUGGUGCUCUAUAAAAUCAUUCUCUUAAAGCAGGAGCGUACGGGGGCGCUUUAGUAUUAUACUCCGUCUGUAUCCAAUUUACAGAUUUAGUGAAAUUCUCAAGUUUUGAUUCCAACUAAAGCUCUAUUAGGAUGUGUGUUGUGGUGCAGUGGUUUUUGUAUGUACUAGAAGUUGUUUUUUUUUAAACAGUUUGCCCUGUUUGUUUCAUAAGCUGUGAACUGAUAUAAUUUGUUUCAUAUGCAUUCUAUUUUUACCAAAGCUUUAGUGAGUAUUCUGCCAAUUAAACUUAAGUAUAAAGGAUCAAAUAUCUCAAAAUGAGUGUACGCACGUUCGCCUAAGUUACUGUUCCUGAUUUUAAGUGUGGGUCGGUGCCGUUGUCUAGCAUUAGGCAAGGAACAAAAGUAGAAUACGUCAACCCGAUUACAAUAGAACAUUCCAGGAGGAGUACAUUUUAAAUAUUACUGAAGCUGCUAUGUAGGGUACAUGUCUGCAUUAAAAUUCUGUUCUUCUGUCUUGACUGAAUCCUAUUGACUUGUACAAAAUGUUAAAUUGUUAAACGGAAACGUAAACAGCAUUUGAAAUUCACAUGGAUUUGGAUAUGCAGUAUUUGGACACGCAUCCUUUUUUUUCUUUUACCAUUUGUUUCAACCCCCACCCGAAUGCUGUUGUCUUUCAAAUAAAAUAAUCUUGGCAGGUGAGACUAUUUCUGAAGUACUGAAGGCUGGAUUUGAUUUGGUUGAAAGCAGAAUUGCAAGGAAGCCAACAAAAAUUCUAAUUACUUUCAGAAUUGAGAGUCACGGCUGAAAAAAAAGAGAUAUUUCCACUCCUCAGUGUUUAAAAACAAAGUUACAUUUAAAUAGCACCUUUCCCAUCGCGAGGAUGUCCCAUAUUAUAUAGGCUACCAUAUUUUUUUUGCGGGAGGCGAGGGGACAAGUACAUAGACCAUAGUUGCAAAAUACUAGAAUAUUACAAUUACCAUUACUUCACACGACUGUAUAUUUGGAAUACUGUAACGUCUAUACACUGGGAUAUUAUAAAUACACACUUUGAACCUAUUAUAAAUGAGCUGUAAUGCAAACAAAAUCAUAUCUGCAAAACUGUGGAAUUGAUUUUCAAAUGAAAAUGAUCCAGCCAUGUAUGCUUUUACUUCUUCCUGCCCUUAAUUCAGACCAAGGUUGUCAUUUGUGGCAUUACUAGAAAUUACAAUGGCUUGUCGACAUCCUAAGCAACAUGUAAAAUCAGUUAACAAUUUCAAUGCAGGAAUUUGAGAAUUUCUACAUCGCUAAAUACCUCAAGUUACAACCGACUAAAAAAAAAACUGCCAAGUUAACGUUUAUGUGGAAAUAUUUUCAAAAAUGGUGCCUUUUAGUACUUUUAUAAAUGUGCUAUUAUUAGUGUAAUAUUACACAUGUUAAUCUUUUUCUAUCAGCAGCUGUUAUUCGAGUACUACCUUUAAAGUUGUUUUCGAUGGUUUGGUUAAUUUCGACAAGCAUCUCAGUCUUUUCGGUGACAAUCAGUCUAUUAUUUCACUGGAGAAUUCAGCAACAUUUCUGAAACAUCUGUGGCGGUGCUCACUAUCUUGGGGAAGGCAUGGCCUUGAUCCAUAAGUCUGUACAUAUUUCUGUAAUCUGUAAGAGUUUGGCUUUCGUGAAUUGCUCUUUAUUGCUAUCUGUACCAUUCAAAUAAACUUUCAGCAAGCUCUA
Messenger RNA from Callorhinchus milii (elephant shark), 4674 nucleotides. Its product is annotated as microfibril associated protein 3. The transcript is spliced from 2 exons. Lineage: Eukaryota; Metazoa; Chordata; Chondrichthyes; Chimaeriformes; Callorhinchidae. The coding region runs from base 301 to 1371 and encodes 356 amino acids. The record is from RefSeq and is a predicted model, not a curated record.